Molecule: messenger RNA, 6263 nt
Organism: Scatophagus argus
Lineage: Eukaryota; Metazoa; Chordata; Actinopteri; Scatophagidae
Gene: znf704
Product: zinc finger protein 704
Exons: 9
Coding region: 844-2406 (520 amino acids)
Biological process (GO): regulation of transcription by RNA polymerase II
Cellular component (GO): nucleus
Molecular function (GO): RNA polymerase II cis-regulatory region sequence-specific DNA binding; DNA-binding transcription factor activity
Source: RefSeq, a predicted model, not a curated record
UUCCCUCUACCAAACCCCCUCCCGUCUCGUUUCCUCUCCAUCCUUGCGUCAUUGUUUUGAAUGGAGCAUCCUCCCGGCUUGCAUUACCUUCUGUCGGAGGAGAACGGGGAGCGGUGGGGGCUUGUGGAGGCGUGUGCUGCAUCGACCAAUUGCAGCCCGCCUUCGCCGCCGGACCGCACAUGUUUACAGGCAGCAUUCCGCCGGUAGAGGCUCUGCUCGGUCGUAGCCACUCACGGAGUGGAGCCCCCCUGUAGCCGGAGCUGGAGUCCCCUAACGCUCGUAUUUCAACUGUUUUCAACAUCUGCGGAGGAAUGGCGAUGUAUACGGCCGAGCGAAGUGAAAUAAUUCGACGUAUUUUCUUCCGCCCUCCAAUGUCCAAGUCGUAUUUUUAUGUAUAAGCCGCCAUUUUGUUAAAUCGUGUACAAAUGUCAUCUCGGUUCCUGAAGGUCGUGAUUGGUCCGUGUUUUCCCGCCGCCCGCUCAGCUCGCAGGGAGCAGUGGGGAAAACAAACAGGUCGAACGGAGGAAGAUUGGUAGCCGGUUGGAUGUGGAGGUUGUUAGCGGCGAAUGAAUCGUCUUCGUGUUGUUGGUUUUUGACGGGUGCUAAUUCAAACUUGUUCAGUUUUCGGUGCUUUUGAGUACGGUGCAUUUAGGACCUUGUUUGGAGUUUUCGCCUUCCGAGUAUGUUGCCGCUUUCUAACAUUUUAUCAGGGCUGUUGGAGCGCGUAGUCUACCCGCUGCGGUUUUGUGUUUUCCUCGACGUUGUUUACCGGCUAUAAUUCGACGUUUAGUGUUAUAAAUUCACCGGUUCGCCGGCUCUGAAUUCGGUGAGACACUUUUAGACAUGCAUACGAGGCGUUUGGUGAAGCGGUCGAUCCUGGGCAGCCGCGUUUAUGCGCCGAGUCCGACGGGGGACGGUGCCCCGGUGACAGGAGUGGUCCAGGCUGUCAAGCAGGAAAACAGAGACGUGUCGGCCGUAGGAGCGCGGCGCAGCGUCUACACUGUGCUCAUGCAAGACGGGAGUCUCAAGGAGUUCUCCGAGGAGGAGAUAGCCACCGGGUUCAACCACACUGCAACCAAAGGGCCCCUCAAGUCCAGCCUGAAGCAGAGCUCAAGUAAUGGAGCUCCAGAGAGCCUGAAGGUAGAAGGCAGCUCCCUCAGCCCUGAGGCGGUGGAGGAGCAGCGGGUGGUGGACGGCAAGCGUGCUGGCCGGGACCCCGACACCCGAUCAGUGUCCCUGCUAGAGCAGAAACGUAAAGUGGUCUCCUCCAGCAUCGAUGUUCCUCACUCCAGACGGUCUGAUGAGGAAGUGGACAUGGACAAGGUGACGGCUGCCAUGGUGCUGACAAGUCUCUCCACCAGCCCGCUGGUCAGGAGUCCUCCGGUCAAAGUCAACGAGGGUCUGAGUGGUUCGUGGAAGGACAACGGCUCAGCUGGCCCCUUUACCCCUUCAAGCAACAGCUCUUCCGGGGGCUACUGGAGCUGGUCUGCCCCCAGUGACCAAUCUAACCCCUCCACACCUUCUCCACCACUGUCCGCUGACAGCUUCAAGCCCUUCCGUGUGCCCAGUCUGGGUGGUGUGGGACCUGGUCCUGCAGGGCCCGAAGACCCCAGUCUGGAUGAGCAAGAUGGCAGCAGUCUGCUCUUCGAUGAGCCCAUCCCUCGCAAGCGCAAGAACUCCAUGAAGGUGAUGUUCAAGUGCCUGUGGAAGAACUGUGGCAAGGUGCUGAGUACCGCUGCUGGCAUCCAGAGACACAUCCGCACCAUCCACCUGGGGCGUAACUGUGACUCGGACUGCAGCGACGGCGAGGAGGACUUCUACUAUACAGAGAUCAAGCUCAACACGGACUCUGUGGCCGACGGGCUGAGCAGCCUCUCCCCUGUGUCUCCGUCCGUCCUCUCUCCUCCUCCCCCACCCUCCCCUCUCCCCUCUCUCAGCCAGCUGCCGGACUCCCACAGACCUCCACAGCCCUCUGACACCAAGGAGCCUCACACUGGGGGCACCACUCCGCUCAGCCGCUCUGCACCCAGCGCACUCUACCUCAUCCACACGGACCAUGCCUACCAGGCCACAGCUCCAGUGUCCAUCCCAUCCAGCAACAGUAACUCGGCCGGCUCAGCCUCCACCAGCUUCACUCCUACUAACAGCUCCAGCUUUAGCAUCUCCUGGCAGUCACCGCCCGUCACUUUCACUGGGAACACGGUGUCUCCCAGUAAAAGCCAGGGCUUCGGUGAGCAGCGCUCCCAAACCAUCGCUGCCCUCUCAUCCCCUCCCCGAGCCACCACCGCCCUCAGGAAGGUGCGUGGUGAAGGGAAAAAGUGCCGUAAGGUGUAUGGGAUGGAGAACCGCGACAUGUGGUGCACCGCCUGUCGCUGGAAAAAGGCCUGCCAGAGAUUCACCGACUGAGUGUCUCCCCGCCAGCGUCGCGGCGCAGCACGCCAACAGGCUCUGCUGCCUUUCGCCAGAGAACGGGGGGGAGUGGCAUCAUUUUGCAUGCAUUUGGUUUUCUUCAGCUCAAAGUCGCAACUGUCCGUCAAGCUCCAGCUCCGUUCCCCCCUCAGCUCCGCUGAACCACUUCAGGUGUGGAAGGAACCUAAGGACAGCGGAGUCACCUUUUACAUUGCCGUCCAGGAUUCCCAGUAAUGCCUCGCCAUUCCUGUCAUUCCCAGUUUUGGGAAACCCCAGUGCAGCUAAACAGUGUAAAGAGAAAAAUAGAUCUAAAAGAUUUCUCCUGUUUUUUAUGUUGGGUUCAGUGUUGCAUCUUUCUAUGUUUUGUAAAGCUCUGGUUUUUAAAUGGAAAGUCUUGUCAAAGAAGGGGUCCAGAACAAAGGCCAAAAGCUUUUUUUGUGUGUGUGUUUUGUUAAAAGAAAAACAUUUUUAUCCAAAAGAAGAAUGGGCCUCUUUGCUGCGGUUUUUGAAGAACAUUAUGAAAAAGCAUGGAGGCAAGGCUCGCAGUUUUUUGUUCUUCCUUGUUCAUCUCUUGUUUUAUUUCUGGACUCUUUGGAGGUGAUCUUUUAUCACCGACUUCACAGCCUCUUCCUGUAUCUCACCUGCUCUUCACUCCUGACAGCCCCGAGGGAAUGUACGGCAGAGCCGGGAAGGGCAGGUUGACAUGCAGAAAGAAAGGAAGGAAAGGAGACACACAAGGUGAAUGAUCAAUGCAAAAAAAAAAAGAUAAAAUUUACAGUCAGGGAAAGCAGAUGGACCAUGCCAGUGAUUUGCCACAUAAAAACAGCAUUAACACACACACACAUACACACACACACACACUCAAACAAACAAACACACAAUCAAAGCAGAAGACAGGAACUGUUUUCUAUGUCACUUUGAUUCAUUUUCUUUGUUUUAUCAGGGAUGUGAUUCUAAAGAAAGCAAAAACCAGCAGCUAAAAACUUGGGGUUAUACUGUAUACAGCACUAACUCAAUUGUUUCUCUUUUUCAUCACACAUGACAACUUUGCAACCAAAAACUACUUUAUCUUAUUUUUUCUGUUUUUGGUUUUUGUUAAGGUGCCAUGUUUACUGUUGUUGAUGUGGUUCUAGUCCCCCUGCCCCAUUUUGGGUGAAACCAAGACUGUUUACCUACAACCUGCUAAAGCAAGUGUGUUUAAAGACCUUCCCGACAGCACUGGAAGCAUGAAGUCAGCAGUGUGUGAGGCCAUAAAAAGUCUAAACAUUUUUAAUCACAUACAGAGAGACGAGAUUGCCCUCCUCCUCGACUUUUACACCUUCCCAAAGGGAACAAAAUAUCUUUAUGUUUACGUUUGCCACAGAGGCGCAUCUUAAUGAUCUGUUAACCAAAGGGGGAGGGCUGAAAACCAAAAGUGAGGCACUUGCACUGUAUGUGUGUGUAACGGAGCACUUGGUACAUUUGUUGCUACUUCUGCAGAGUUGAAAAUGUUCCUGUGUUCCACAAACACAAAUACUUGACCACCCAGACGUGGCUACUUCCCCUUUGUCAAACCAUUAUGUGCUCCAAGAGUUUUGAAAAAGUGUGGAAUAAGAUAUAAGCACUUGAUUAGAUCACUCCCUUCGUUGUUUAAUGUGCAAUGCACGCUUCAUUCACUCGGCAACGUGCAAGCAAAGCUUCGGCUCAAGCUCCCGUGAGAGUCGUCGGGAUCGACACGUGAACUCGUCACAACGUAAAGAGUGGCAUUGGUUGAACUCAUGCAGUUAUCUGAUUUGUCAUUUGAAUGUGUUUAUUUGAAUUCCAGCCUCCUUGUUGAGUCAAAGGCAGGAAACUAAAUUAUAAGGCCAAAUAGUGUACGGAUGUUCACUUUGUACUGAUAAAUGGACCAACUGGGGCUGCGUUCAGCUUUGUUCAUGUACUCAGAUUGAUAGAAAUGUCCUGUGUUCAAGCUGAGACAAAUGUUUCCACCAACAGGAAUAUUGUGAUUCUGUUUCUGCAUUUAUUAUCUGCGUUAUAUGAAAUGUUGCCGAAUGCGCGCUGAAACCUUUAUUGGCAUUUCUGUCAGAUAUAUACACACACACACACACACAUACACACGCGCAGGUUUGUUCAACAACAGAAUUAUUCAGAACCAACACCAGCUAAUACGCUCACAUGCUCCCUCCAUUUAAUACACAGUACUUCCGCACCUGAAAAUCGUAGCUCUGUCAUGUUUGCUCAACUGUUUCUAUUUUGUCAUUUUUUUGUGUGUCUCUUCAUGUAUGUAUAUGUAGUUCUUGUAUUUUCUUUAAGCUUCACGUCUAUGACCAGUUAGCUCGGUCAUCACAUCUGCCACGUUAUGAACAAGGUUCGAGUGUGACGUCGUGUGAGGAAGUGAUGUUCCUGUUCACCGUGUCGGGCUACUAUUGUUUUGAAUAUAUGGAUAGCCUUAAAGUCACUUUUUAAAAAGAAUCAUUGUGCUUCUUCCAUGUCUUUACAUUGAUGUUUCAGUAAGAAAUAUUUAGAUUAUCUCAAAACUGAUUUGCCAUUGUAUUAUGUGAACGUAUUAUUGUUUAAGAAAAGAUAAAUCUAUAUAUACAUAAAGAAAAAAAACACGUUGGAAUUUUAGAUUCAAAGCAAACAAAACAUUAAUUUGGCUGCUUUUUUCAUAUAUAUAUAUAUAUAUAUGAAUAUAUAUAUUCUGUUUAUGAAUUUUGUUUUCAUGUUCUGCUGAAGGUUUUUUUUUUGUGUGGUUAUUGUAACUAUAGGAGGGAGCCCAGGAGUAAUCCUCACUGCAAGCCAAGCUUGUUAUGCUCUUUUCAGUCAGUGUGACCCACACGCUCCCGCCUGGAGCUCCUUCACAUCACGCUCCCCGCUGCUGGCGCUGCUAAGCAGUCGAAAACCGCGGCUGAUUAAAACCUUUAUCUUAUUUCCAAUUCUCCCCUGCCGGAGUCACACGAGCCCACUUUCAAUUAGUUUGAUUGACAUCUCGGUGUGUUUGCAGCCGUGUGCGCAUUUGCACGCUUCUGUUUGUGAACGUGAAGGAGCCCCUGGCAAAGUAUCCCUCCCUCCCAAGUAUUUCUCUCGCUCCUCCUGAGGAGUUACACACCUUUAUCAAAUGGCCUGUGGCGUUUAGGUGUCAGGGUGUGUGCCGGUCGAGUCCAUGGCGAGUCACCUGACAAACAUGCUUUGGGGGUUCAAGGAUGUUUUUGUUGCUCCAGACCUCAGUGGCUGAUGUGUUUUUUUUGUUUUUUUCAUGCACUUCCCAUUCCCCAUCAUUGUGGUGCUUCGUGUCUUUGUUCGGACCGUCUCCUCCACUGGUGCGUGGAAAUAUCUGGCAGCCAAUCGGAUUCUUUCAGGAUUCUGUCUAGGAACAAGUCCCUGUUUUGAUUCUGUAAAUGGCAGCAUCUCCAGGCAGCUAAUUUUAAAAGAAGUUCUCUCUUGAUUGCUGAUCCUAGAUCAGCAUUGAGUCGAUCAAAUGGCUUGUAAUAAAAUUUGUCCAAAAUAAGCUAAUGUCGCACCCUUGUUCAGGGUGAAUCCAAAUGACCUCAAAAGAUAUUUGCUGCCAUCUCCUUGUCGGUCAGUGCGGAACUCGGGAUUUGUUUGUGGGCUGCAUCCUGGCCUGAGAACACCUUGGUCCCAUUCACUGCCAGUGGCACAAAGAUGGCCUUCACUUUAAGGGGCUUUCAAAGACACUCAGCCCAGGUCUGUCUCUGCAUACUGUACAUUCUGGUGCUGUGGCGGGGGAGACAUGGAGGUGCUAUGCUCCCAUGCAGUGCUGUUUCUCCCAUGUGUCUUCUGAUCAUAUUGACUCCAUUUUGUACAACGUGUUAUGCUGUAGAACAUGAAAAUAAAAACACCCUGCCUCAAGUAUA